Prorocentrum cordatum is the source of this 5535-nucleotide messenger RNA. The record is from the annotation of a GenBank genome assembly. NCBI's taxonomy places the organism in Eukaryota, Dinophyceae, Prorocentrales, Prorocentraceae.
AUGGAUAAACGUGUUAUCGUUGUCAUCCUAUUCAUCGUCCACGUCUUCAUCGACGUCUUCUUGUGCCAGUUGGCCGCCCUACCAGCUGGCUUUCCAGCUGGCUCGCGAGAUGCGACUUGGGGCCACUACGGCCACAUCUACCACGACACUAUCGAGUACACCUGCCGCGGCACAGGUUUCGACAACAACGGCAACUACAGCAAGUACCAGAAUUACCACUACAACAACUACCAGUGGAACGAUUCCAGGUGCGAGCAGGCUCGCAAGGCAGCGUGGGUUGCAACGAAUCCACGCGGAGGCGCGAAGAACCUGAUGAACACCAUGCCGCCGCAGGCCUUCAUACACGGUGGGCAAAUCAAUGGCGUACAAGUUGGUGCAAUGACGUUUGUGUUGCAUUCAUUGUCAGAGCGGUACGGCCCACUAGGGAAGGGCAAAGGAAAACUGCCAAACCAUGGCAAGACGUCUGUAAACGCAUUUCUCGCCAAUGCCCAUCAUGCGGGCAAUCUCGGCAGCAUCUUCUUGAGCAAGGGCAAAGGCAAGGGGAACCACUCAAAAAGCAGCGGUCUCGGUUUCGGCCGCCGCAAGAACCCAAAAGACCGCAAUGGAGUGACCAUGAAGUGCCAUGGAUGCGGCAGCGACGAACACUUAGUCAAGGACUGCCCGCGCCAGUCUUCCCCGACGUUGUUGACAGGACCGCCACAACGGAGUGACGGCGCCGUGGGCUACGGCGGCAGCAGCGGCAGCGGGGCGAACAACUGGUACGGUUUGGUUGAGGGAUCGGUACCCUCUCCACCUCCACCCGUCGACUUCGAAAACGGCCCGUUGGCAGGCCUCAUCCCUGAGGUCAGCAGUGCAGCAACCCACGUGUUGAUGAUCGGACCUGCGACGACCCCGCAGGGCUCGGACCAGUCAGAAGGCUACGAGUCGGCAACUUCGCAACAAGGCUUCGCAGGCAGCCCUGGGGCAGCGUCUGCCAGCGCUGCUGCUCCAGCUGCGCGCCCAGGGCCGCGCGCGCAACCCGUCCAGGCACCGAACAUCGUCCGAGCAGGCGACCUCUCGUAUGCCGUGAUCCCAGGCGCACGGGUCGUCCAGACGAUCCCUGCCGCUCCACAGGUCGAUCUGCCCAGCUUCACACAGCACGAGUCCUUCUCCUACUUGCUCGCCGGCGAAGGGAGGCCUUUCCAGGCCAGCGAUCAGCUUACUCCUCUCUGGAGCGGCGCCACUGGUGGAUUCGCACCCUCAACCUUGGACCCUGGACAACGCGAGGCCACCGUUCACCAGCACGAGGUGGAGACUUGGAUGGCCACGCCAGAGUGGGAACGCCCAGCCCCCGCAGUUGGCCUCGCCGCAGCGCCGAUGCGGAACAUGAGCGAUGAGCAGGAGCAGAUGCUGAGCAGCUUGAGGAUGGUGCAGGAGUACGCUGAGGAGCAGAGGAGGAUCAAGGAGAUGAAGGGUAGGAGGAGGCCCCCACGCCCAACUGACCCGCUACCAGACAUGCCGGCAGAGUUGGCAUCGAUGCAGGAUAAUUUGCGAGCUCGCCAGUCCCUCGGCCAGGACUACCUUGGUGAUAACUCGCAGUGCUCUUUCUGCUUGAUGGAUUUUGGGCACGGGGAGGAUUGCAUCCAGGUUCAGGUUCAUCUGCCCACAGGAGUCCACUACCUCAGCAGCCUCAUCGGGGCCAGCUCCACGACCAGGCGGAGCAGCUCCGACAUUGCCAUGGACGCCAGCCGGGGAUACGAGCCGAAACAAACUAAAUUGGACUGCCCCCUGGAGAUUCAAGGUGUCGGCCACGGCACGCAGAAGGGCGAGUACAAGGCCACCGUCCCCGUAGCGCUCAUGACGGAAGAUGGCAGCGCCACGAUGUUCAAUUACGAGGUGCCCCUCAUCGACAAGAGCCCCAAGAACGGCAUGGGCCACCAGCUCCCAUUGAUUGUAGGCCUCAGGUCGUUGAAGGACAAGCGUGCUGUCCUUGAGCUCGAGGACGGCAAGGCGAUGAUGACCUUUCCGGGCCCUGGGGGCUAUACUAUCCAGUGGAGCCCCGGCACGGUGAGGAUCCCUAUGGAGCAGGGGCUGUCUGGACAUUUGAUGGUAGGCGGCAAGACGCCCUCAAAGGCCGCUUGUUCGCAGACAGAGGGCACAGGCAAUCCGCCUACAACUGGCGGUGGCAACCUUGACGCCAUCAGUUGGACUAUUGUUAUUGAGACGGAAUGUGGUAUCAGUACUGUGCUCACUUCUUUGGGCUACCGCGUGCAACGUCACAGCCACAUGACCGUCAACACAGGCAGUACUGGCGACAUUUCCAGCAUGAUCAAGCGUAACAAGAUCAACGUCUUCAUUUCGCUAUACCCAAUUUUGGGAUUCAACGUACCUCAGCACAAAUGGCAUUCCCACAUCACACAGUUGCUGAAUUGGGCUAGGCUGUGCAAGCAAAAUGCUGUACGGUACCUCAUCUUGGGCUUCCAGGGCAGAAAGUGGGACGACCCUCAAAUCCAGAGCGCUAUCGCGGAUGGGACGUUGCAGUGUUCUUACCACAGGCUUUGUUACAUGGGUAUCAAGGUCGAUCCUGUUGCGGCGACGCACGUUACGACGGCGGAUCGGCGCUGCCACAGCCGGGUGGACGCCGGCGUGUCGCACGCAGUUGCUGCGACGUAUUCGACCUACGACGCAGACGACCUCUUCGAGGCGCAUGCGGAAUCCGCAUCGUUAGCGCUGUGGUUCCUGAAGGGGCCCGAGGGGGAAGCGACGGACUUUCAGCAUCCCCGUGAGUUGUUCGACGUGCUGACGGGGGUGGAGCUGGAUUGCGCCAAGGACCAGGAGCUUGCCAUGCAGUACUUGCCAGCCUCGAGUCCAGUUGCCGACGCUCAGCCGCAGCUGGCCGACGGCACCGACCUCGCAGCAGACGACGAACAACAAGCUCGCAACACAGAGGCCAUGAGCAGGGAGCCGCACCAGAAUCUGGACUGGCCCGAGCGGGAUCUGAACCCGCUGACGUCAGACGAGCACGAGACGUCCCUCGACCACCACAGCACCAAAGAGCACGGUACCCAGAGCAAGCCGACGGCCCAGAGAGGUGAGGUUGUGGACGACAAGACUGAAGCCACCUUGCUAUCAGCACUUUGGACAGCAUGGAUUGGCAUCCACGGCCCCAUGGAGCAACUUGUUAUUGACGGGGAGGGUGGUCUCAACAGCGACCGGGCCAAGGCCACGCUCAAGGCUGAGGGCAUUGAGUUAAUCACCAGAGCUCCUGGGCAGCAUGCCCACACAGCAGAACGAUCUGGCCAGAUGCUCCGGCUCGUGAUCCAUAUGAUUGUGGAGCAGAUGGUCAAGGAGGGCAUCACCUUACCCAUUAAGAUCGUUGUGAGCCAGGCGUUUUUCGUCAUGAACGCCAUUUACGGCAAGAACGGCUGCACCUCUUACCAGUGCGUUUACGGCCGGCAGCCUCCUAUGCUACCUCCGAUCCCUGGCACGGGAUCCACCGACAGCGCCGACGGACGCCAGGAACAGCGAGUCCGACAGAUCGCGAUCAACUCGUUCGUGCAGGCUUCCGCCUUGUCUCAGACGAGACGUGCUCUGUCUGGCAAGUCAAGCAGCAGUGGGCAGGGCAUGUACCAGCCAGGUGAUUAUGUAGACUAUUACCGGCGGAGUGCCGACAAGGAUACGUCUGGCUGGUAUCAGGACGUGCGCCACACUCUACACCUUAUCUUCCUCACGCAGCUGGUGCACUUCAGCGACAAGGAAGACCACGUGCGAUCGAAGAUGCUUGCCAUCGUGCUCACCCACGCCGAGCACGACAGGAAUCGCGAGCACUCUCGCGAGGAAGCGGGAUCGGCGCCCGCAUGGCGGAUCGGUACCGCCACGGCCGGGUGGACGCCGGCGUGUCGCACGACAGCGCUCGAGGUGAUCCCCGAGGGCGACAGCGAGUCCGACACCACCACAGAGACUGAAGCACUUGCGGUACUCCACGCUCAUUUCGAGACCAACUCAGAUGGAAAGUACGAUGAUUCGUUACGUGAGGACGUCAGCACAUACCAACACUACCUGACAGCAGGCUUGCCCGUGAGCGCAUACAUGACAGACACACGUAUCGAUCGUAGUGGUAAUCUGGGUGUCGAGAUGUAUUUGUCGAAGGAGUUGUCCAAGCUUUCCGUAGACCACCCGUUCCGAGAUGAUGAGUUCGUUUCGAUUCUGAUCUACGUCGCCGGCCCAUCGCGGAAGGCAGUGGUUACCGAUCAGGACGUCUUGACGAAGGACGAGCUCAAGAAGUACCACAAGGAGGUGGGGCACAAUUCUGACGGUGAGCUCCACAUCAUGUGCGGCAAGCACGUGGACGACCUCAAGGUCGGAGGUGAGAGCCAUAUGGUGCAGAAGUUGCGUUCUUCCCUGGAGGCAGUGUUCGGCAAGCUCAAGUUUAGCCUCAAGACGUUUACCAACGUCGGUAUCCGACACGUGCAACGUGACGACGGCACCGUCGAGACCGACCAGACCGAGUACGUGAACGCCAUCCAGACCAUCCCGCCUGAAGUUUACAGCGGGAAGCGUGGCGACGAGAAGUGCACUGAGCAGCAGAUGUCUAUGCUGUGCCGACAGCUGCAGGCAUUCUCAGAUAGUGGUUUCCGCAAGGAGGAGGACAAGGGUUACGGCAUGAGGGGCGCGAAUUUCCUCCGCGUUGGUGUUGACCCUUCUGGUGCACAAGUGUGUCAUUUGAUCGACGCCCAGUGCCGUAGCCAUCGGCGCGUCACGCGGAACACGUUCAGCAGCGAGCUGUUUGCUGGUUGCGACGCCGUCGACGAUCUCAUGAAUGCAAUUGUCUUGUCUAUGGAUGGUUACUUCAAGUACGACCACGAGUACAAGGACUUCGUCCCGAAGGUCCCGAACCAGCGGGACGCUCAGAGGCAGCAGCAGCAGGGGGAGCAGUUCUUCGUCUUCGACGGUACCGCGCCGGCACUGGAGCCGACGGCGAACAGCGCCACGGAGCCGCAGCAUCUCUCGUGCCCCUCUCCGGCCUCUUUCGGUACGGACCGCGCCGGCACGGAACCGCAGCAUUUCUCGGAGAGUGCAUCGUGCUCCUCUGCAGCCUCUUCCGGCACGGAUCGCGACGAGGAGCCGCAGUGUCAGGCGAGCAUCGGCACGGAGUCGCAGUAUUCCUCGUGCUUCUCUCUGGCCUCCAGCGGCACGGACGUCGACGCGGAGCAGGAGCAUCCAGCGUCAAAUGCGAGCCGGACGCAACCUGGAGACACGGAGGCCUGGCGAGGUAUCUUCGAGGACACGUAUCGGAAGUACUGCCCAGACAAGCUCAAGGACAUUGAGUUCUUGUUGCAGAAAUACCACGGUCACGAGAAGGAGUGCCACCAGCGUAUUCUCGUCAAGUACGCUGGGGAGACACGCGGCACCAAGCCGAACCACGAGUUGAAAGACAACCAGUGCAGGAUCUGUCAUGGGUACGGACACUGGGGACACGAGUGCCCAACUCGCAAGGCCAGCGUAGGCACGACGGCAAAGGCCAAGGCCAGACCACCGUGGUAUCAGGGCAGAUGA